AUGGGGAACUCUCUGCUGAGGGAAAACAGGUGGCAGCAGGACACUCAAGAAAUACCCUGGACUCUGAAAAACCAAAGCUUCGAACAGAGAACAUCCGGGUGCUGGGACCGCUAUGUUGCCGAAAGGUGUUUCUGCCUUCCAUGGUGGAAAAAAGUACGCAUUUGUAAAGCAAAGCCAGAUUCCUCAAAGGAGAAUAAAGGAAUGUCAUCUGCUCCCAUGCAGGACGAUGCUGAUCAGAGCUCCUCGGAGGAUCUCUGCUACACCCUCAUUAAUCAUGGCGUCCUUGGGAGAAGGCCGUCAGGGAUCUCCGGUGAGGGGUGCUAUGAGAAUGUUUCCCCCAAGACCAAGACAUCCAGGAAGUCCUUGGGAGAAACCGAGACUUCAUACACACUUCUCCGGGUGCCUUCCUCCCCAAGGCAUUUGUCUUCCCCAGAAGAUGAAUAUGAACUUGUAGUCCCUAGGAAAAUCUUCUUCCACUCCCUGCAACAGCCACAUCUACCUCUGCCACCGUCGAAGACUCAGGUUUCCUAUUUAUAAUGAAAUAGUUGGACCAGCACUUGUCUAAUACCAGUAAAUAAAAACUGGGGGUGCGGGGCUCUGGUUGAAGCAGGUGUGGGGUCUAGAGCCCUUCAGGCUUACCCCCCUCCACACACAGAACAGCCCUUGCUACAGGGGUCUCUGCAGAAUCUGGUUUGCCAACCACAGGGCCUCUUAGAUCCAGCUCAAUAUUCAUCAUCCAAAGACCAACCACCUAUCCCGAACACCGCUCUUUGAGAACGGAGUGGCCAUCUUUGAUUCCAAAUGGCUUUGGAAAAGGACCACUUAGCUCAGUGGAGGGAGGGGCUUCUUGGUCCCCUACAGCUAUGAGCAUCACAAAGGGUCUGCUCCUCUGUCCAGAUUCUUCUCCAUAAAAUGUCCACAUGAUUGUCUCCUGGAGUCACAAGGAAGCCUUAUCCAUCGUACUAAGUGUGCCAAGGGGUUCCACUGGUUCCACACAUGUUUGAAGGCCCAACCCCUCACUCCAAGCCUUCCAGGUGGCAACCUGUGUGUUCUCUCACCCUGUGCCACUUAGCCGUGUCCUUUGCAUCGUGUCCUUUGACUUGUUGACCCUUGUGGUUUUGUUGGUUAUGUGAGUUGAAUCAGUAAGUUCUAUAUCAGGUUUUUAUAUAAUUUUUAAUAUAAUUUUAGUCCAUAUUUUUUAACCUCGUGUUUCUCCCUAGAAAUCUUAAGAAAAUCACAGCAUUAGAGAAUGGUAGAGUAGAAAGACCUAUGGAGACACUCUAAUCCCAUUAUCCUUUUUGCUCAGAGAGAAGUAACGCAAUGUACAUUGCAAGUUAGUGACAGAACUUUAUCCAGAGCCUGAUUUCCUGGUUUCCAAUUCAGCACUCUUCCAACAUACUACCUAGAAGAGCCUCUACUCAACUGUGUGGUGUGUGUGUGUGGAUGAACUAAUAUGUCAUGUAUAAAAUAUGAAAAAAGUCCAUAUGAGAAAAAUGACACACACACAUCCCCACACACAUACCCCUUCUCUAAUGAGCCUGUCUCUGUGUGUUCUGAUUAUUUUUCCUACUUUUUUCUUCAUUAUUCCUAGAAUUCCAUCUAUCCCCUAAAA
Molecule: messenger RNA, 1612 nt
Organism: Leptonychotes weddellii (Weddell seal)
Lineage: Eukaryota; Metazoa; Chordata; Mammalia; Carnivora; Phocidae
Source: RefSeq, a predicted model, not a curated record